AGGUAGGUACUGGAGCUCGCGACACGAGGAAGUUGUUUUAUGCUAACGUUGGUGUGAUUUUCUGUAGUUUUCAGUAAGUUAACAAGUUUAAGGAUUCUUCUGAUUUGAGCAUCAUGAGUGUGGGUUUUAUUGGAGCGGGCCAGCUGGCUCAUGCUCUGGUUCGAGGCUUCUCAGUUGCAGGCGUGAUUGCCACCCACAGAAUCACAGCCAGUUCUCCAGACACAGACCAAACCACAGUGCAGCAGCUGAGGAAAUUGGGAGUGAAUUUCACCACCAGCAACAAGGAGACGGUGAGCAAAAGCGAUGUCCUGUUCCUGGCUGUGAAGCCCCACAUCAUUCCCUUUGUACUCGAUGAGAUUGGACCAGACAUUGAGGACCGUCACCUGAUUGUCUCUUGUGCUGCAGGUGUCACUAUCAGCUCCAUAGAGAAGAAGCUGCAGCAAUAUCGAACUUCUCCAAAGGUGAUGCGUUGCAUGACCAACACGCCUGUGGUGGUGCGUGAAGGAGCCACUGUCUAUGCCACGGGCACGCAUGCAGAGGUGGAGGACGGAAAGCUACUGGAACAGCUAAUGGGAAGCGUCGGCUACUGCACUGAAGUGGAGGAGGAUCUAAUUGAUGCUGUCACAGGCCUGAGUGGCAGUGGCCCAGCUUAUGCAUUCUUAGCUGUUGAUGCUCUCGCUGAUGGUGGAGUGAAAAUGGGCCUGCCCAGGAGGCUCGCUGUUCACCUCGGAGCUCAGGCCCUGCUGGGUGCCGCUCGAAUGUUGCUGGACUCUGCGCAACACCCUGGGCAGCUCAAAGACAACGUGUGCUCACCGGGGGGCGCCACCAUCCACGCCCUGCACGUCAUGGAGAGCGGCGGCUUCCGGAGCCUCCUCAUCAACGCUGUGGAGGCCUCCUGCGUAAGAACCAGGGAGCUUCAGUUUUUGGCCGACCAAGAGAAGAUUUCGCCUGCUGCCAUCAAGAAGACCACUCUGGAUAAAGUCCUCCAGCAGCCAGGAGUCACUCCAGAAGCAGUUGGAGUCAGAUCUCAUGGGAUCAGUGUUUUUAACAGCAGCAACCCAAGGACCAAGAAAAACUGAUUUUUUUUUUUUGUCUAAAAAUCUGUGCUGAUGUUGUAUACAUUGAAUAGAAACCACUUUUAACAGCUGGUUGUGUACAUAAACAUAAAUAUAAACAAAAAAAGACUUUAAGAAGAGAAAAUAGAACUUUUUGUUGUGGUAUUGUCCUGAAGAAAAAGUUGCAUGAACAGUUUUUUUUUCUAAUGUAGAAUUUUAAGCUGUCUUAAGGUAACGGUGUGACAUAAAGCAGCAAGCGACUCACUUUGGAUUUGGUAUUCUAGUGCAAAGCUGAUUGUUCUGUGUGUAGAAAUGACACUUCACAAAGAUUUGAUUGUACCAAAAUAUGGUAAGGCUUAUUUUUAAUAAAUGGAU
This is a messenger RNA of Nematolebias whitei (Rio pearlfish), 1430 nucleotides long. RefSeq names its product pyrroline-5-carboxylate reductase 1a (gene pycr1a). Gene Ontology annotation, biological process: L-proline biosynthetic process. Gene Ontology annotation, molecular function: pyrroline-5-carboxylate reductase activity. The transcript has 8 exons. Bases 114 to 1079 code for a protein of 321 amino acids. NCBI's taxonomy places the organism in Eukaryota, Metazoa, Chordata, Actinopteri, Cyprinodontiformes, Rivulidae. The record is from RefSeq and is a predicted model, not a curated record.